Chiloscyllium plagiosum (whitespotted bambooshark) is the source of this 607-nucleotide messenger RNA. Its product is annotated as gamma-crystallin S-like. Gene Ontology annotation, molecular function: structural constituent of eye lens. Gene Ontology annotation, biological process: visual perception; lens development in camera-type eye. Lineage: Eukaryota; Metazoa; Chordata; Chondrichthyes; Orectolobiformes; Hemiscylliidae. The record is from RefSeq and is a predicted model, not a curated record.
AUGAUAUCCUGUAAAUCCGGCAGUGUAUAAAAGCAGUUUCCAUGAUUUUCAUAGAUGCAACGAUUAAACAGGGACAUCCAAAAUGGGGAAAAUCACUUUCUUUGAAGAGAAGAACUUCCAGGGCCGUCACUAUGAAUGUGACAGCGAUUGUGCAGAUUUUCACACCUCCAUAGCCCAUUGUAACUCAAUCAAAAUUGAGGAUGGGGCCUGGGCAGUGUACGAGAAACCAAACUUCACAGGGUACUUGUACGUUCUUACCAAGAAGGAGUAUCCCGACUAUAAGACCUGGAUGGGUUUUAAUGAUCGUAUUGCUUCAUGCCACAAGAUCCAACUAACAGGCACAGGCAAUUACAAGAUCAGAAUCUGCAAUAAGGGUGAUUAUGAAACACAAACUAUAGAAUAUACAGACGACUGUCCAUCUGUCUUUGAACAAUUCCACAUUCAAGAUAUUGAUUCCUGCAGUGUCUUGGAGGGUGCAUGGGUUUUCUACGAACUUCCAAAUUAUCGUGGAAGGCAAUACCUCCUUGAGAAGGGUGCAUAUCAGAAAGCUGCAGACUGGGGAGCAAGCACCUCAACAGUGCAGUCUUUCCAUCGAAUCAUUGUGUAA